Armigeres subalbatus is the source of this 6760-nucleotide messenger RNA. It is a transcript of the gene DNApol-epsilon255, whose product is annotated as DNA polymerase epsilon catalytic subunit 1. The record is from RefSeq and is a predicted model, not a curated record. Bases 105 to 6674 code for a protein of 2189 amino acids. Gene Ontology annotation, biological process: DNA replication; leading strand elongation; nucleotide-excision repair, DNA gap filling. NCBI's taxonomy places the organism in Eukaryota, Metazoa, Arthropoda, Insecta, Diptera, Culicidae. The transcript is spliced from 4 exons. Gene Ontology annotation, molecular function: DNA-directed DNA polymerase activity; zinc ion binding; DNA binding. Gene Ontology annotation, cellular component: epsilon DNA polymerase complex; nucleus.
CGAAAUGCAGCCCAACUGCUGUCAAAACUCGAAGGUUCGUCAAUUUCACGAAAACAUUUGAGUCGCAGUUUGCAUUAUGUGAAGUUAUUUUUUUGUGAAUUACAAUGACAAAUUACGUACAAAACACCGGAAAAUAUAUUCCAGAGAAAGCGGAAGGAGAUGACACCAACGAGAUCGGAUAUCGGCAGUCGAAGGAGAAUGACAAAAUCGAUCUCAAGUAUGGAUACGAGCGAGUCAAGGACACGCAGGAACGAACCGGAUACUUGGUCAACAUGCAUUCGACGGAACUUCUGAACCAAGAUCGUCGCCUAGUGGCUGCCUUGGACCUGUACUUUCUCCAGAUGGAUGGCUCUCGCUACAAGAUGUCGAUUGUUUACGCACCCUACCUACUGCUGAUCACCAAGGAGGGUCACGCCUUAGAGGUUGCCAAAUUUCUCUCGCGAAAGUACGAAGGUCAGCUGCAGAAGGUCGAACACAUAAGUAAGGAGGAUCUGGAUUUGCCCAACCAUUUGAGCGGGCUAAAGCAGAACCUUUUGAAGCUGACUUUUGCCAACACCAGCCACAUGAAUAAGGUUAAGAAGGAUCUGUCGGCGGCGGUGCGGAAGAACAAGGAACGUGACAAGACCAACACGAUCUACAUGCAGAUGCUGAGUAGUGCGCUGACCGUUUCCUCGGAGAGCGCGGGGAAUUCAUCGGCCGUCCAGAACACGGACUUCUACGAAAGCAUCAUGGAUAUGCGAGAGCACGACGUCCCCUAUCACGUGCGGGUGUCGAUCGAUUUGAACAUCUUUUGCGGUUUGUGGUACACGAUGCGUGGCCGAGGGGACGAUGAACCACCGAUCGUUACGCCGCGGCCGGAUAUUCUGGACCGACCGGAACCGGUGGUGCUGGCGUUCGACAUCGAGACGACUAAGCUGCCGUUGAAGUUUCCUGAUGCGCAGACGGAUCAGAUCAUGAUGAUUUCGUACAUGAUCGACGGGCAAGGCUAUCUGAUUACGAAUCGGGAAAUCAUCAGUGCCGAGGUAGAGGACUUCGAGUACACACCGAAACCGGAGUUCGAGGGGCAGUUCAUUGUGUUCAACGAACUGAGCGAGAUGGCGUUGAUUCAGAAAUUUUUCGAUCAUAUUCUUGACGUGAAACCGCACAUUUUUGUGACGUACAACGGUGACUUUUUCGAUUGGCCGUUUGUGGAGGCCAGAGCGGCCGUCUACGAUCUGGAUAUGAAGCGGGAGAUUGGGUUUUCGAAGGUGAACCAGAGAGAUGGGAACUAUCUGUGCCGACCGGCGAUGCACAUGGAUUGUUUGUGCUGGGUGAAGCGAGAUUCGUAUUUGCCGGUUGGGUCGCAAGGUUUGAAGGCCGUCGCGAAGAGUAAGCUGCGGUACGAUCCGGUCGAGCUGGAUCCCGAGGAGAUGUGUAAAAUGGCUGUGGAGCAACCGCAAGUGCUGUCGAACUAUUCUGUAUCGGACGCUGUUGCCACUUAUUAUCUGUACAUGAAGUACGUGCAUCCGUUCAUAUUUGCCUUGGCCACAAUUAUUCCGAUGGAACCGGAUGAAAUUCUUCGCAAGGGCUCGGGAACGCUGUGCGAAUCACUUCUCAUGAAGGAGGCUUUCCACGCGCGGAUUGUGUUUCCUAACAAGCAAGUCUCGGAACUGAAUAAACUGACCCCCGAUGGGCAUGUCCUUGACAUGGAAACGUACGUUGGAGGUCACGUGGAAGCUCUGGAGUCUGGAGUUUUUCGAGCGGAUAUUUCCACCCGUUUCCGAUUGGAUCAAGACAUGCUGAUGCAGCUGCAUGACAAUGUGGAUAAAGUGCUGGAGCACGCGAUCGUCACCGAAGAGGGGGUUCCAUUGGAUCAGGUCACUAAUAUGGAGGAGGUUGCGGAACAGAUUCGGGCAGCGUUGCAGCAGCUCCAUGAUGCCCCGUCCCGUAUUGAGCAGCCCGUAAUCUACCAUCUGGACGUCGGAGCUAUGUACCCGAACAUCAUUCUGACCAACCGGUUGCAGCCAUCGUCCAUGAUAUCGGAGACGGAUUGCGCCGCGUGUGAUUUUAACAAACCCGACGCUCAGUGUAAGCGCGACAUGGAAUGGAUGUGGCGUGGAGAGAUGCUUCCGGCCAGUCGAAACGAGUUUCAGCGAAUUCAACAGCAGCUGGAAACAGAGAAAUUUCCGCCACUUUUCCCCGGCGGUCCAGUCAGAGCCUUCCAUGAGCUUUCCAAAGAAGACCAAGCCAACUAUGAGAAGAAACGAUUGGCUGACUACUGUAGGAAGGCGUACAAGAAGACAAAGAUCACCAAGUUGGAAACCCGGACGUCCACCAUCUGUCAAAAGGAGAACAGUUUCUAUGUGGACACGGUGAGAGCGUUCCGUGAUCGUCGUUACGAGUACAAGGCUUUAACGAAGGUGGCUAAGGCAGCCGUGGCUUCGGCGCUGAAGAGUGGCGACGCAGGCGAAAUUAAGGCGGCCAAGGGCAGAGAAGUCCUAUACGAUUCCCUCCAGUUGGCGCACAAAUGUAUUCUAAAUUCCUUCUACGGAUACGUGAUGCGAAAGGGAGCCCGCUGGCAUAGUAUGUCAAUGGCAGGGAUCGUGUGUCUGACAGGUGCGAAUAUAAUCACAAAAGCAAGGGAGAUCAUCGAAAAAGUUGGUCGUCCACUGGAACUCGAUACCGACGGUAUUUGGUGCAUUCUGCCGGCUUCCUUUCCCCAGGAGUUCACCGUGUUGACCAACCACGCCAAAAAGAAGAAGAUCAACGUGUCGUAUCCGAACGCCGUGCUGAACACCAUGGUGAAAGAUCACUUCACAAACGAUCAGUACCAUGUGCUGGAUAAGCCAUAUGAAUCCGGGAGUCCAGCGGUUUAUUCGAUCAAGCCGGAGAACUCGAUCUUCUUUGAAGUGGACGGACCGUAUUUGGCAAUGGUCUUGCCGGCAGCCAAAGAAGAGGGCAAAAAGCUGAAAAAACGUUACGCUGUGUUCAACUUCGAUGGAUCGCUGGCCGAACUGAAGGGUUUCGAGGUCAAACGGCGAGGUGAAUUGCAAUUGAUCAAGAUCUUCCAGAGUUCGGUGUUCGAGGCGUUUCUGCAGGGUUCGACGCUGGAACAGUGCUAUGCCUCCGUGGCCAAGAUCGCCGACUACUGGUUGGAUGUGUUGUACAGCAAGGGUCACAAUAUGCCAGAUAGUGAAUUAUUUGAGUUGAUUUCAGAAAAUCGGUCCAUGUCCAGGAAGCUGGAGGACUAUGGCGAACAGAAGUCUACCUCGAUUUCGACGGCGAAGCGUCUGGCAGAAUUUUUGGGCGAUCAAAUGGUGAAGGACGCGGGUUUGGCCUGCAAGUUUGUCAUAUCGAGAAAGCCAGAUGGGGCACCGGUUACGGAGAGGGCGAUCCCGCUGGCGAUUUUCCAGUCUGAGCCGAGCAUUCGAAGGCACUACCUGCGUAAAUGGCUGAAGGAUAACUCAAUGGGAGACGCUGACAUCCGAGAUGUGCUGGACUGGCAGUACUACAUUGAACGAUUAGGUGGAACUAUCCAGAAGAUCAUCACAAUUCCAGCGGCGUUGCAAGGUUUGAAUAAUCCCGUGCCGCGAGUUCAACACCCGGACUGGUUGCACAAAAAGAUGCUGGAGAAAAAUGACACGUUGAAGCAGAGGAGAAUCAGUGAGAUGUUUACGGUUAAGGAGAAACCCCCGAUGCAGGAUAUUGAGGAUCUGGGUCGAGCGCGAUCGCGAUCGCCUAGCGUCGGUCCGAAUGUUCCGAUUGCAAAUUCCAAACGUCGCAGAACGCCGUCAACAGAAGACGCUGCGGCAACACCAGAGCCGAAAACCUGGCGAGAAGCCUUAGGGUCACCUCCGCCGAUUGGAGACACGAAGAAGGAGCUCCAAGCGUGGUUGGCGUUCCACAAGAAGAAAUGGAAAUGGCAACUGGCGCAAAGAAGUAAGUUCCGUAACACUGGAAAUAAACGAGCUCGUGUGGAUGAUCGCGAAGCACCCUCGACUACGAUCGCAUCCGGCCGCGCGGCGGCUACUUUGGGUGGUUUCCUUCGAAAGACGCAACGAUCGCUGAUCGAGAGAACCUGGCAGGUACUCCAGAUCUUGCAGUCAGAUGAAAUGGGUAACUUUGUAAUUUGGGCCAUGGUUGGAGAGGAGCUUCACAGGAUCAAGCUGGUCAUUCCCAGGAUUUUCUACGUCAACCAACGCUGGUCGGCGCCUCCGGAGGAAGGGGCUUUGUGGAAAAAGGUUCAUCGCAUACUGCCGCGAUCACGCCCAGCUCAUCAACUGUAUCAGUAUGUGGUUCCCGAACAGAUCUUCCAAGAAAAUAGUUUGGGAUUGUUGGCAGAUUUGGCCACUCCAGAUAUCGAAGGAAUUUACGAGACCCAAGUCUCGCUUGAAUUCCGUGCAAUCAUGGAUAUGGGCUGUACGUGCGCUGUGCAGCGAUCAGAGUCCCGGAUCCUGGCAAACAUGACCACCAAAGAAAUGGACACUUUCAACAUUCGUCAGCUGGAACUGAAACCCAACGAUUCUGCAUCCUACUUGCAAAACGAAAGAAGUAUGAAAAAGAUCUACCUUUACCAACACAGCAUUAUCUCGGGAAAGCGAGAAAUUUGGGGUCUGUUCAUGGGUGCCAGCAAAGUGGUUGUGAUCAUCAUUUUCGACAGCGUUCGUACCCAUCAGCUCCCCACGCUAAAAAGCCUCUACCAGUCAGAACGAAGGGUCCUUAUUUCUACUGGAUUAAGCAAAGAAGAGGACCUUCCGCCGGAUGAUUUGACGUUCCGUGACUUCGUCGAAGUCGACAUCACCCAAGUCUACAAACGGCUUGCCUUAACUUUGAUCGGUUACAAGGAAGAGAAACGUGGCCCAACCAUCCUGUGCGCCCAGACCAGAUUCAGUCUUCAGAAGCUUAACCAGCUGAUUCCGGCCUGUACGGAGUUUCCGGAGGCUCAAAUUCACAUCUCCGAUGACGCAUCGUUGCUGUACGGCUUGGACUGGCAACGGAUUGGCGCGCGGAUUAUGAUUCGUCACUAUCUUAAUCUGCAUAAUGUGACCCGCAUGAUGCUGGAUCAGUGUCGCUACUUCCAGAUUCCGCUCGGCAAUAUGCCCGCUGAUGCUAUCCUGUUUGGGUCGGAUCUGACCUUCGCUCGCCACUUGCAGAAGCAUAAUUUUGUUCUGUGGUGUUCGCCAUCUUCAAGACCGGACUUGGGAGGCCGCGAAGCGGACGACAGUCGACUGUUGGCGGAGUUCGAAGACAACAUAUCGGUGGUUCAAAACCGACAGGGCUUUUAUGGCAACGUGUGCGUGGAAUUGGCCAUCGAUAGUUUGGCCAUUUCAGCGCUGCUGCAGGCAAGUCGCGUCCAGGAGAUGGAAGGAGCAGCUUCGGCGAUCACUUUCGAUGUGGUACCGCAGGCAUCCUUGAACGACAUGAUCACCAAUCAGGGCCAAGCCCUCCCGAGCUACGACGAAACGGCGUUGUGUUCACAGGCGUUCCGCGUGAUGCGAUCGAUGGUUAACGUCUGGCUGCGUGAUGUUUCACUCAGUAAGAGCGACUUUGCCGACUACCAGAUCAUCCACUUUUACCGGUGGGUGCGAUCGUCACGGGCACUGUUGUACGAUCCCGCCCUGCGGCGGGCGCUGAACAAUCUCAUGAGAAAGCUGUUCCUUCAGAUGAUAUCCGAGUUCCAGCGGUUGAAGGCGGAGAUCAUCUACGCGGAUUUCAACCGGAUUUUGAUCAACACUGGCAAGAAAACGGUGGCGGACGCGAUCGGUUACACCGAUUACGUGGUGCAAAGUAUCCGCAACAAGGAGCUCUUUCACAGCAUAUCGAUCUCGUAUAAGCGCGCGUGGGAGAUUUUGUUGUGGAUCGAUCCGGCCAACUACAGCGGAAUUAGUGUGCCAAAACGUCCGAAUGCGGAUGGAAGCCAAAGUGAGCCUACUGGGGAGGAAGAAGCCCAGCUUCAAGUGCACUGGAACAUAGCGGAACAGCUACCGGCGGAAGCGGAUUGUAAGAAUAACUUUGACAGCUUUAUUAUUAUGUUUAUGCAAAAGUUGGCGAACGGCGUUCCACCUGCAACAUCGGUACAGGAUUUGUCCCACGUGGCGUACGGUAUGGUGCAGAGGAUGCAUAAAAACUAUGGCCGAGGCAUGGAGGGACCGGCGCUUGAAUUUAUCAAGGCACUGUGCAAGGUACUGGAGGUGAAUAAAGACAUUGGCGAGGAGUUAACAAGUCUCCGUCGAAAUAUGCUACAUCUGGUGGGAAUCGGCGAUUUUAGCGACAAAGCCGUCUGGAAGGAGCCGCAGAAAUCGUACGUUCUGAGCGAGGUGAUCUGCAAGGCUUGCAAUCAUUGCCGGGACGUGGAUCUGCGCAAAGAUGGGAAUCGUGCGAUCCGGGACGGCGGCGUAGUGUGGAUGUGUCCGCAGUGUAAUGCGGAUUACGAUUCGGUAGAAUUGGAAAUGCGCCUGCUGGAGGUGGUCGAGCGGAAGAUGAUGUCCUACACGCUGCAGGAUCUGCGCUGCGGGCGGUGCAAGCAAAUCAAGCGGGAGAACUUGGCCGAGUUUUGCUCGUGUGCUGGAAGCUUUGAGAAUUUGAUUUCUGCUGGUGAACUGCGACGGUUGCUUAACAGCUUUCUGACCGUGGCCGAAAAUUGCAAGAUGCCUUUGCUGAAGGAGUCGGUUGAGCACAUGUUGAAUACCACCUAAGCGGACGUGAAAAAAGGUAAUUCACUUCCUGGAUAUUUAUAUUCAAUACACGUAAUUUGGUUUUUAAACAUUUGUAACUUUAAAAA